ACCAAAUUAUUUGACACUUGAGGUUUACGGUUUAGGGUUACUAAUUUUCUUGAUAGUGAGAUUAUACUCUCUCUGUAUCUCUCUCACGCGAAACCCUAGCGCUAACGCCUCCACCAUAACGGUUCUACGUUCCUUUGCAAGGAUCAGUAAUAAUGGAAAGAGUUGUAACUAGAACUCAGAGGCUUAAAUCCUUGAACAAUUGCAGCAGCAGCAGUUACAAUGAUGAUUCAAACUCGAAUUCAAAAACUAGUUACAACGAUGAUUCAGGCUCUUCAAGGGUGUUGCUCAAUCAAGACCUGAUGCUUCCUAUACUUAGUUUGCUUCCUCUCAACUGUUUGCUCAAUUUUGCAAGGUAUGUUUGCAAACCAUGGGCAACUACUAUUCGCACCUCCCAUUUUGCUCUAGCGUGCCUACAACUUACUAAACCUGGUCUUUACGUUGAAGAUUAUGACUCUGCAACUAGUUCUUAUUACUUGGAUAUCAAAAGUUAUGUGAAUGGUCACUUUGAAUUUGAAAGGAUUAGUUUGGGAACACCUUCAAAACUUGGAAAGAUUGUAUGUAGUUAUAAUGGCAUAUUGCUGAUGCUUGAUUGGGAUUGGCUUUCACCGCAAGCUUUCCUCGUGAACCCCCUCAUCAAGUCUUGCCUUAAACUUCCUCCUCCACCCUUUUCACUAGAACGCAUAUACCCUCCAGCUCAAUUUACUAUAGUUUGUGCUCCUCACACUGCCAAAUUCAAGGUGUUCUUUAUAGACAUCCUAGAGGUUUCGGGUGCUCUUUAUUAUGUUUUCUAUGUGCUAAGAAUUGGAAUAGACAACUCAUGGAAAGAGAUAGAUAGAAAAGAAGCUCCUAUAGCAUGGAAGACUAUUUGGGAACCACUUUAUGAUGGAGGCAAUUAUCUUUAUUGGAUAUCUGCACAGCAUGAAGUAACUGUGUUGGAUGUUGACAAUGAAAUUACUAUUGGAAAAUUUCCACUCCCCCCUUUGCAUCCAGAUUCUUUUUCCCAUUCAGUAUUCUUAUGGAGAGGAAAUCAGAUUUCUUGCAUAGUCAGUAUUAUUCCGAAUAAAAGAUAUCAAAUCUAUAUAUUGGAUUUUGAUUCUGGAAAAUGGUCUCUUUAUCAUGAAAUGGGACCGUUUGAUUUUGUGGCUGCUUGUGGCCUAGAGUUUUUUAUUAAGGUUCUUCUAUUUCUUUAUUGGAUCCACGAUGAAAUCAUCUUUCGAGUAUCUAGAACUUCAUCGAUAGAAGAAAAUUUGCCUAUAGGUGGCAGGUACACCAUGCAUUUUAGUUACAAUGUCAAGACUAGACAAGUGACAAAGAUUGAGGACAUUGCUAUAUUCAAUCACGAGGUGUGGCUUCACACCAACAGCCUAUUUUCAUUGCCAAGUACUCCGACAUAGUUUGGUUUCGUAUAGUAUAUCUAGUGGUAAACUGUUUCUAUUUAGUUAUGUAGUUUGGCAGUGGCCAAACAAAUGAAUUUUUAAGAUGUUCAUUUACGAAAAGGGUAGCAAACCAAAACCCGACCCUUCCGUACUACCAUUCAUCGAGGAGUCUAAAAGAAUUUGCAAUAUUGCUCCCAAUGGAAAGCCAGUAUCUGUCUCUACUAAGAGAUUGUGGAGAUGGUACUCUUUCCAAUAGUGAACGAGGCUUGUCGUGUUUUAGAAGAAGGAGUUGUUAUCCGAGCAUCUGACCUCGACAUUGCAUCUAUUCUUGGAAUGAGCUUCCUGAGUUAUCGUGGUGGCAUUGUUUUCUGGGCUGAUCUGGUUGGGGCUAAGCAUAUAUAUAGCAGCCUAAAGAAAUGGACACAAUUGUAUGAGUGCACCUGCUUCAUCUAAUCCAACGACGAAGGCGCGUCUGUGAGAAUGUGAGAAGGAGAUUAUCUUACAAAGUUUUUCUCAAGUUGGAUGUUCUAAGAUAUAGGGAAUUUAGCUCAUGAGUUUUCUUCUUUUCAAGUUUAAUUAAUAAAUAAAAUUAUAUUUCCUUAUAUUAUAUAUAUUCCCACACUUAACAGGAAAAUAAAUAUUUUUCUUUUCUUUCAAAAA
Molecule: messenger RNA, 2036 nt
Organism: Vicia villosa (hairy vetch)
Lineage: Eukaryota; Viridiplantae; Streptophyta; Magnoliopsida; Fabales; Fabaceae
Exons: 5
Coding region: 153-1394 (413 amino acids)
Source: RefSeq, a predicted model, not a curated record